Molecule: messenger RNA, 2774 nt
Organism: Galendromus occidentalis (western predatory mite)
Lineage: Eukaryota; Metazoa; Arthropoda; Arachnida; Mesostigmata; Phytoseiidae
Product: E3 ubiquitin-protein ligase RNF13
Exons: 2
Coding region: 354-1565 (403 amino acids)
Source: RefSeq, a predicted model, not a curated record
UACGAGCUGCGCAAAUCCAGAGCAGCUGAUGCUCGUCAGGUGCUCGAUUGAAGUUUUUUCCUACCACGGUUACGGCUUGCUCGUCCCGGAUAAGGAUCGUCCACGGUCGGAGUUGAAUUGGAUUCGAUGACGCUCUGUCCUUGAAGUGGGCGGUCGGACGGAAGGCAAGGAGCUCCCGUGAAAUCUCGCGUUGCCGUCGGUGAACCGUGCGAGUUGUUCGGGUGAGCAGCGAGUGAAUCGUUAUGAUAAAAGCAAUGGUGUCGCUCCCGGUGCGCUCGAACGACAGUAAAUUAGGACACGAGCGCUCCUUCUGAAUGAAAAGUGACUCUCGGUGACUCGGUGAUCGGUGCACGAUGUGGAUGUUGUCAACAAUAGUGUUUCUUGCUUCCCUGCCCGACUGGUCGGAGUCUUACAUAAGAGUAUACAGCGGCAACUCGAACGAGAGCUUGCUCACGAUCGAGGAGAGAACAAGCAUCACGUACAGCACUCCUCCCGACGAUGGAGCGUUGGGUCGACUGGUCAUCGCGGCGCCCGUCAACGCCUGUACGACGAUACCGAAUGUACCGUACCCGAGCAACGAUAGUUUUUCGUGGUUCCUGCUGGUGCGCCGCUAUGAUUGCACAUUCUAUGUAAAAUUGACAAACGCGCAACGAGCUGGCUACGCCGGUGUCAUAGUUUACGACAGUGAUGAGGAACAUCUUCUCGCUCGUCCUUUCGGUCUGAGCGACAUCAGCAUAUACGCUGUUCUCAUCUCGAAAAGAGAUGGGAGGACGCUCCAGCAAUUCACCUACGACGAAGGCUACUUGCUAGAAUGGUAUCCAACGACGGAAUUCAACCUGCUCGGAUACAUUAUUCCGUGUAUCAUAAUUGUUUUACUCUGCAUCAUCAUGAUAUCUUCUCUAGUCGUCGCUCAACAUUGUGCCCGUUGGUAUCGGGAACGACGUCGCAACGCUAGGUACAGAUUAGCAAAGAAGUACUUGAAACAGCUGCCCGUGAAAAAGUGGACGAAGGGCUCUCCGGAGUUCGAGAGAUACGAAUCUUGUUCUAUUUGUCUCGAUGAAUAUCAAGAAGGAGAUAAGCUCCGCGUACUACCGUGUUCGCACGCCUACCAUGCGAAGUGUAUCGACCCAUGGCUGACAAAAAAUCGUCGGGUGUGCCCCCUCUGUAAACGCAAAAUCAUACUACCGGGAAUGCCGGAAGACUCCUCCGACGAUGAGACAGCUCCUCUGCUGAGCAAUCAACACGACACGGGCGGCGGGACAUUUCGAAACGAAUCACCGAGACCCGAGCAUACCGAGGUGCAGAUCGAGGACGUUGAGGGUCCUGCUGGAGCGGCUUCCAGCUCGGCAGCCUUCGCCCCUGGAGGUCAUUACUCAUUGAACGAUGAAGUCGAGGUUCUGCCGAGACGCAAAUUGAAGAAAAAGAAACGAUCUCGCAGGCACCGGCCGGAGCCGCUGGACGACGCAACUGUCGCCGGUCCCUCGACAUCGGCGGAACUAUCACCUCAAAAUCAAAUGGUGUGCGUUACCCAAAUGGGGUCCGACGAUGAGCAGCAACUGCUGUGAAGAUGUUCGUUUCCCCCUUCCUUAUUUCGAUCGUGUUCCGUUCCGUUCGAAACGGAAAUUUCCAACUCUCAGGUGAUAUACAAAUAUUAUACAAAAGUUAAGGUGUGCGGUGAACCGUCCGUAAGCUGCGUAGGGCGCCCCAAUGUAUCUGAAUGCCCUGUCGAUCGAAAUGGGAUCGUCUGUCUUGUAGAGUUUCGUUUUUCGAAAAAGAGGAAAAGACCAAUCGUGAAAACAACAACGACUUAACCCGAUUUGAAGUCGAGCGCCUUCCAUCUAAUUAUACCGAGCGUGUCUAUUAUGAGGCUCCCGCCGCAUCGAGGUCCGUACGGAUGAAUUGAUCAAUUCAAUCAAUAGCGUGAGCUGAAGACCGGUGGACGAACCGAUAGCCUUUCAUUGAACCAUCAAUACUACGGUCAUCGAGGGAGAGGAUUUACCCCUUGUUCAAUCUUCCCAGCGACCCUCCUGUUUUCUGAGGGAUUUUCCUGGCUCAUCGAUUCCUUCUCUUUCUUCCUCCCAAUUCCCGCGAUAUGCAUGGAUCAUCUGAGGGAGAGUGAUCAUUCGUCGAGAGAGCAUAUUAGGCUUUAGGAAGACAGAUCGUUGGAAAGAAUACGCCAGUCACGCUGAAGAUGAAGUCAAGCUGUCGAUUGUGAGUGUGCUUCCUUCUCUGAGCUUGUGAUCACCAUUAUAAGGUUCAUUAAUUCAUUAUUGAGGAGCCGCAUCGCGUGUCUUCUCCCCCACGGAGUCACAAGAAUUGUCGAGGUAGACUUCAAAUCAGUGUCCAAAGAGAGGGUGUCAUUGUAAAUAGCUGUGUCGAGAAGAACGCUCUCUCUAUACAUUAUUUUGGACCGAGUAGCUUGCUCGGCGAUUGCGACGGUAGCUGUCGUCGGACACUGGAAAGUCCACGCGAAAUGUUCCUCUGACGACACGGCGUUGAAUCUAUCCACCACAGCAUCACAAUCUCAGUCUAUCUCUGAUUUUUCGAGCUGCUCUGUGAUGAGAGUGGUGCUGACCAUGGUGCGAGUUGAUGGCGACAAGACGAAUUCGAUCCGUUUCCGCGAGAAAAAUAGUACCGAGAAUUCAGUUUGAGCGUCCCGAGCAUCAUCUUUCCGAACAACCGUUAAGUAUAUUAAGCAAUGAUGCGAGAGAAAAUCAGUGAUUAUGUUAAGUGAGCCUCCCAAUUCCGAAAUAAAUGGCCGAGAGUUUCCAGCA